UGCGGCAGUCAGGCGUGACCAUACCGCGAGAGAUCCAGCCACGGGAGACCUCCUCACGGGAGCGUCAGACCUCAGCCCAGACUGCUGGACAGUGGAAGCCGCCUCUGGACUGUGGGUCGUGUAGGGUGAGCGGGUGCGGGAGCAGAGAUUGUUUCCCCCAGACGUAAUGUCAAGUGCAGACAACCAGCAACCGCAGGCCUUUGCCAAACCCACUUUCAGCGAGGCCCAAGCCCAGGCAGUUGUGGAGUCGGUGUUUGGGUUCAAAGUUUCCAAGAUCCAGCCCCUUCCUAGCUAUGAUGACCAAAACUUUCAUGUGUGCGUUUUGAGAACCACAGACACUACAGACAGGCCCACUGAAUAUGUCCUCAAAAUAACCAAUGCGGAGUCCAGCAGAACCCCAGACCUGAUCGAGGUGCAGAGUCACAUCAUCAUGUUCCUGCAGGCGGCUGGAUUUCCAACAGCCUCUGUGUGUCGCACCAAAGGAGCCAACAUAACCUCUCUUAUGUCUGUAGAUAGUGGUUCCGAAACCAAAAGCUACUUGGUGAGGCUGCUGACUUACCUCCCGGGAAGGCCCAUCGCUGAGGUUCCCAUCAGCCCCCAGCUACUGUAUGAAAUUGGAAAGCUGGCUGCCAAACUGGAUAAGACCCUGGAGAAAUUCCACCACCCAAAGUUAAAAUGUCUUUAUCGAGAGAACUUCAUCUGGAAUCUGAAAAACGUUCCUCUUCUGGAGAAAUACCUGGAUGCCUUGGGCCCGGACCAGAACCGUGCGAUUGUGGAACAGGUCAUUCAACUGUUCAAGGAUGAAGUGAGGACCAAACUAAAGCAUUUUCGAGAAUGUAUCAAUCAUGGAGAUCUUAAUGACCAUAACAUUCUAGUAGAGUCCAGCAAGUCAGUCUUUGGAGAUGCUGCAUAUAAGGUGUCUGGGAUUUUAGACUUUGAUGACAUGAGCUAUGGCUACUAUGUGUUCGAAGUGGCGAUCACCAUCAUGUACAUGAUGAUUGAAAGCAAGACUCCUAUCCAAGUGGGUGGUCAUGUGCUUGCAGGGUUUGAAAGUGUCAUCCCUCUGACGCCGGUAGAGAGGGGUGCUUUGUUUCUUCUUGUGUGCAGUCGUUUUUGUCAGUCCCUUGUCUUAGCUGCGUACUCUUGCCAGCUGCAGCCAGAGAACAAGGAAUAUCUCAUGAUUACUGCCAAAAGUGGGUGGAAGCACCUGCAGCGAAUGUGUGACCUGGGCCAGAAAGCUGUAGAAGAAAUCUGGUUUGACACUGCCAAGUCCUAUGAAUCUGGGCUCUCCAUGUGACUGCAGAACAGUUCACGUGAACUUGGGUAAUUACUCCAAUAGGACCAAAUCUAAGUUUACAAGGAAAGAGAUCAAUGCAUGUGAAGACACUAAGGUCUUAAGACAAUCUCAUGAUUAUUUUUAAUUUUCACUUUUUAAUGAAUGUAUUGAAGUGACAUUGGUUAAUAAAAUUAUAUUGGUUUCAGGUGUA
Messenger RNA from Phyllostomus hastatus (greater spear-nosed bat), 1487 nucleotides. RefSeq names its product hydroxylysine kinase (gene HYKK). The transcript is spliced from 5 exons. Lineage: Eukaryota; Metazoa; Chordata; Mammalia; Chiroptera; Phyllostomidae. The coding region runs from base 167 to 1297 and encodes 376 amino acids. The record is from RefSeq and is a predicted model, not a curated record. Gene Ontology annotation, molecular function: amino acid kinase activity.